Messenger RNA from Theobroma cacao (cacao), 1685 nucleotides. RefSeq lists its product as uncharacterized. NCBI's taxonomy places the organism in Eukaryota, Viridiplantae, Streptophyta, Magnoliopsida, Malvales, Malvaceae. The record is from RefSeq and is a predicted model, not a curated record.
GAAAAGAAAGGCAACUUAACAAUUGCAUACUUAUGGCAUUUCUUAUUCUGCACUAUUUUAACUUACCUAGGAUUUUCUUUUUUUUUAUGAAAACUAGUCAAGAUUUUGUUAUGUCUAUGGCAGGUCCAAACAAGGAAAUAAUCUGCAAACAGGGUGAACACCGCACAAAAACAGAAACAAUGUGCAAAGAAAAUCUGGUUUUCCUUGAUGGUAUGCUUGUCUUGGUAAACUCUAAGGGUGCAAUCAGAGUGCAGAUAUGAGAUUUUUAAAGAGUUUUUGAAGAUUGAAGAGAUAAAAACAUAUUGGUAGAGAAGAGAAAAGGGUUUUAAAAUAAGGGAGAAAGAUGCCUGCAGCUUGGUUUAGUCUCAAGAGACCAGGUAAGAGUAAAGCAGAGUUGUCUGAUACCCAGGAUUCCAAGGGCAGGAGCAGUAAGGCAAGAAAGCCAUGUUUAUGUAGUUACGGGUGUUCAAUGUCCAUAUCCAAUUUGAGAGAUGUCAUUCAUGGAAGCAAGAGACACACAGACAAGGCACCGAUUGGCAGCCCGAGAUCUAUAGGGAGCAGUGACAUUCUCAAUCCGAUAACCCAUCAAGUAGUUUUCACUGACUCAAAGUGUGAACUCAAGAUCACUCGGUGUUCAAAUAAUGGUGCUGGUAAUGGGGGUUCCACUUUUGUGGGUACCCUUAGGCCUGGGACACCUGGUCCUGGAGACCGCUUUUUGGAGCCCGCCUACAUCUGCAGAAGGUCAUUCAGCCUUUCCAGGACGAUCCUUGGUGGCCCUCCCAUUUUCGGAAGUAGCAAUGACAUCUGUUCAAAGCCUAGGAGAUCUCUAGAUGCAGGGUCCCAAGGUUUUGUUUGUCACAAAUGUGGUGAAAAUUUUAGAAAGUUGGAAGCCAUAGAAGCACAUCAUCUCUCCAGGCAUGCUGUAACUGCACUUUCUGACGGAGACUCCUCCAAGAAAAUUGUGGAAUUAAUUUGCCAAACAAGUUUAUUGGGGUCUGAAACUGAAUUUGGUCCGAUAGAAAGGAUAUUGAAGGUUCACAACAUGCAAAGAAGUCUUGCUCAGUUUGAAGAUUAUAGAGAAAUGGUAAAGAUCAAGGCUAACAAACUAUCCAAGAAACAUCCACGGUGCCUGGCUGAUGGAAAUGAGCUUUUGAGGUUCUAUGGCACUACUGUUGCAUGCUCGAUUGGCAUGAAAAACACAUCAAGCCCAUGCACAUUAAAGAAAUGCGGAAUAUGUCAAAUUCUAAGACAUGGAUUCUCCACCAUGGAGAAAUCCAAUGGUUUCCGGGGUGUUUUUACUUCUUCCAUAGGUAAAAGAGCUUUAGAGUGUAUUGAGCUUGAUGAAGAGAACCGAUGUCUAAGAAAGGCUCUGGUAGUGUGCAGGGUAAUUGCUGGAAGGGUUCAAAACCCUUUAGAAAAUGCGCAAGAAAUGGCAAGUCAAUCAAGCUUUGAUUCACUGGCUGGAAACUUUGAUAGCCACUCGAAUAUUGAGGAACUCUAUUCACUAAAUCCUAGAGCUCUCUUCCCUUGUUUUGUGGUCAUCUGCAAACCCUCAAAGCAAAGUGCUCAAAAAUUAUAACUUAGGACCACGUUCCUUGUCAUUGUGAUUGUGAGGUCUAAUUUCUUUAUCCAACCUUCUCUGUAAUUAUUUGUUCUUAUAGUAAAUAUAUCUUCUCUUUCUGCAA